Messenger RNA from Ipomoea nil (Japanese morning glory), 779 nucleotides. RefSeq lists its product as uncharacterized. The record is from RefSeq and is a predicted model, not a curated record. Bases 331 to 759 code for a protein of 142 amino acids. The transcript has 4 exons. NCBI's taxonomy places the organism in Eukaryota, Viridiplantae, Streptophyta, Magnoliopsida, Solanales, Convolvulaceae.
AAAAAAUUUGAUUUAUAUUAGGCAACCAUUUCUAAUAGAAAUGGUUGCCUUAAAAUAGAACUUGUUUUAUAAUAGGCAACCAUUUCUAAUAGAAAUGGUUGCCUAAUAUUAACCCUAGAUCUACUAUCUAGAUCAAAAUCGCAUCCCAUCAGAUCUAAAGCAAAUUCAUCCACAGUCGCUUCGAUCCGCCGUCGCACCAAUCGUCUCACCGCCACCGUUGCCACCCAUAGCCACAACAUCCACCGCCACCACCGUUCACUGCCACCACCUCGACGUCGCGCACCGGCCACCACCGUCGACGCACAUCCACCGCGACGGAGGGAGCUUGCGAUGGAGGUCUGCGAUGCGACACAGAGAGCAUGUCUUCUCUCUAAUCCCACUCUCUCUCAAAAUCCCCUCCCUUCUGCGACGCGACAGGGAGCUUGCAAUGGAGGUCGUCAACCGCUCAGAUCUAGACGGCUCUCGUCCCCUGCGUUCUGGAAUUCCGUAGCGCGUAACUUCUCCGGCCGCAUGGUUCCGACGAGGAUUCGAUCGGUUAGCUUCGCAGCUCUUUGUUUGGUUCUGAUCGCGAUUCCUUUUCUGGCAUCGGAAGCUUUGAUCGACGGCGAGGAUGUCAAUCCCCCUUACCCCAAAGCCAUAUCUGUCAAAAGGUGCAUCAAUGUCAAAGUACAGAGAUUUAGAAGAAGAAACAUUUGUAUUACUUUGGAAAUUGGAGAUGAUAUCCUAAGACUGUACCAGUUAAUCCCAAGCCAUUCUUGAACAAUUUGACUGGAAAGCCU